This is a messenger RNA of Heterotrigona itama, 522 nucleotides long. Lineage: Eukaryota; Metazoa; Arthropoda; Insecta; Hymenoptera; Apidae. The record is from the annotation of a GenBank genome assembly.
AUGCGGAUAUUGUUGGACAUUCCUCGGCUCGUGCGAAUGCGGUCAUCUGAAUGCCGGACGCGUAAACCACGCCGAAUGGCCUCGCGAGUCUGGGUCGUGAGGGUGGAGGAGGAGGGGAUGGAUGAUAGAGGGUCGGGAACAGAGCAGGCCGUAAAGGGACACUGGGCACAGGCGGGAUACAUAGGUGACGGGGAAGAGGGUCAUGUCGACGGAGAGGAGGAACGAAUGGGGAGGCGAGUUGGUGGUGCCAUGCCGUGGAAAAUCUAUCCACCGCUUGCCGCAGCUAUGCCGCUAAAUCGCAUUCACGCUAUUUUAAUUAAUCGACGGCGUCGGCCUGCUAGCUCGUCGGCACAACUUUUUCACCCGACCGUCCAACCUGAAUCUAAUCUAUCUAACCCGUCAGCCGGAUCGGACCGGCGAACUCGAGUUCCCGCGUCAUUGCGUAAACUUCAUGUCCUUUCGGCAUGUGUGGCAGCUCGGAUCAUCGCGGACACGAUUGGAAGUGAUUUCCCCGGAAAUUAA